This is a messenger RNA of Plasmodium yoelii, 714 nucleotides long. RefSeq names its product conserved protein, unknown function. The transcript has 2 exons. The coding region runs from base 1 to 714 and encodes 237 amino acids. Lineage: Eukaryota; Apicomplexa; Aconoidasida; Haemosporida; Plasmodiidae. The record is from RefSeq and is a predicted model, not a curated record.
AUGGAAAAUAAAACAGUAGAUCAUAAUUUUCAUUUAAUUAAAGACUUAAAACCAUUUUUAAAUAACAUUUCUUUACAAUGUUUAAUUUUAAAAUAUAUAGAUGACCCUCCAGAUCAUAUAAAUAAUAUAAUAAAAUAUCAUUACCAUGUAGCAGACAAAAGUGGUUCUGUUAUUUUAUGCAUUCCUCAAAAUUUUAUACAAGAAGAGUUAGAAAAAUAUAAUAUAGAUAUUUUAAAUGAUGAUAUUGAUGAUUCAGUAGAAUUACAUGAGAAUAGAGAAUUUGAUACAUUUGAAAAUACUAAUACACUAAACGAUAAAAUCCAAUAUAAUCAUAAUAUAAAUAAAAAACCUAAUAAUUUAAAAAUUAUGAAAUAUUUUUUUCGAGUUGGUGAUAUUCUCAAAAUUACUGGAGCUGUAACUACUUGGUCGAUGGGGAAAAUGGUAAUAAUGCCAAAUACAAGAUCAAAGAAAAACAACUCUCAGGAAAUUCGAGGGUCAAUUGAAAGACUUGGCUUUUUUGUUAUGAAUAUAAAUGAAGAACCAAAUAUAAGUAAUAUAAUAAUUUCAACAACCGAAAAAAAAUAUCAAGAUAAUCGUCAAUCAAAUUAUAUAAUUCGUAACAAUGUUAUAAAUAAAACAUUAUAUAAUUUUAAAAAAAAUAAAUCUAGUAAAUAUGACAUAUUUCCUUUAUUUAAUAAUGAUAAUAUGCUAUAA